Messenger RNA from Suillus fuscotomentosus, 1299 nucleotides. RefSeq lists its product as uncharacterized. The transcript has 4 exons. Bases 1 to 1299 code for a protein of 432 amino acids. The record is from RefSeq and is a predicted model, not a curated record. Lineage: Eukaryota; Fungi; Basidiomycota; Agaricomycetes; Boletales; Suillaceae.
AUGUACUCCCUAGUGAAAACUGCCAUAUCAAGCAAUGAGAGGCAUGAGUCUCUACAGCGAGAGCGGACAAACGCAGAACUAGCUAAGACACUGGAAGAAUGCACUGGUCCCAUCGCACACUUCUUGCAAGCCGUCCAUGAGAUGACUGGCUUCCACUGGACUAUUCUGGGUGCUGGACCUGACCCUCAGUAUGAUAGCGAUAUCAAUGUCAUGAGUUACCAUACAGGAACCAACAAGUACGGGCAGAACUGGAAGCAGGCCACUCCCGAUUUUGAUGAUAAGCACCUCAAGCCAUAUGUUGCCUUCAUUUUGACGGAACACAUCAGGAAGACAUGUGCAAUUGACUAUGUCCUCCCAACCCCCUCAUCGACUCUUGGAACUGAAGCCAACCCAGUGGCUGGGGAGUCGCAGUCUUCUAAUGCCACCCAAAACCUUCCAUCAACCUUGGCAUUAACAGGUCCACCACACCUGCUUCCUGGUACUGCUCAAACACCUAUCCCUGACAUUGGAAACAUGCAUCCACCUCCUGCUACUAAUUGGUACCCAACUCAGCAUCCAGAUGAGCUUAUUUCCUGGGACAAUGGAUAUGAUUUCAGCGGAUCAGGGGACUUUGGAAUACCGGGCUUCCAGAACCCCUCUGAGGCCAGCACUAUGAACGUAUCAAUGCCAUCAUCAAGUCUAUCUGCUUGUUUAGACUCACCAUCGAUUUUGCCCACCUCUUUGCACCUUUACCCACAGCUCUUUGCUACUAGCUUCGCAUUAUCAACUCCUCCCUCUGACUCUCUGGCACCCUUCUUCACCCCACCCAUGUUUACCUUCCCUACACUCCCAGCCCCCAUACCAACACCUGAUUCUUCCACUUCAGCUCCCGUUUUAUCUACCACAAUUGAUGUGCUAGUCAGUCACGGUGGCACUGCGGUGUCUGGACAGAGUCUCCCUAACCUUGUAGACAUUGCAGAAAACAACUCUGUAGAUGCAAGUAUCAAAGUGUUAGAUACCUUGGGUAUGGGAACGCCUGAUGCCACUGCAGUAGUAGAAGUAGAAGCAACUCGAGUCAACUCGAACAAUAUCAUUACCUCUUCCAAACCCAAGGGCCGUCCUACCAGAGGCAAGCACGUGCAACAGGUCCCCGCAGACUCAGAAACACCCAACGACUCGAACAGCACCCAGCCUGUCAGGAAAACUGGAUGUGUUCAAAUGGAGACUACUCGAUUGACGCAGGCCAACAACAUUGGCCAAAAUCUCAAGCAUCCACAACAUACCAAGCCCCAGAGUGAGCGUCCUAAGAAAAAGUACUAA